GAUGUAUUUCUUUUUUCAGUCAUAGCAAGCCCACAAGAUCUUUUAGCUAGCAAAACAUUUUUCUCCAUCAAAGAAUUUGCCUUCUCCUUCAUUUUCUCCUGGGACUAUAUGGCCAUUCACUUGUCAAAUAUCAUGCAUGCGAAGCAGAUUCUCCGCCGAUCUCUUCUCAUUGUCAGAGAAGCAGUCUUGGUCCCAAAAGGCUACCUUGCAGUCUAUGUUGGAGAGAGGCAGAAGAAGAGAUACGUGGUGCCAAUAUCGUUCUUGAAUCAGCCUUUGUUUCAGGACUUGCUCAGCAAGGCCGAGGAAGAAUUUGGUUUCGAUCAUCCUAUGGGCGGUCUCACAAUUCCUUGCACAGAAGACACAUUCAGUGCCCUCACCUCGCGGUUGAGUCAGUUGUAGGGGGAGAUAACAAGCCAAAAACAAUUUUGUGUAGUAUGAGAUGCCAAUCCCAUGUACAGUCGUCUUAUGUAUCUCUGUAGCAAUCUUAUACUGGAUAGAUCCAUUCAAAAGAGAUCAAUGGAAAAUUCACUCUCAGUCA
Molecule: messenger RNA, 538 nt
Organism: Syzygium oleosum
Lineage: Eukaryota; Viridiplantae; Streptophyta; Magnoliopsida; Myrtales; Myrtaceae
Product: auxin-responsive protein SAUR21-like
Exons: 1
Coding region: 109-399 (96 amino acids)
Biological process (GO): response to auxin
Source: RefSeq, a predicted model, not a curated record